AGGAUGGGCUUCAUCAGUUGAUUCAGUGACAGUGAGGAACAAAAGGGAACACACGAAUCUUAUCUGUAUGUGGUGUGACGGAUUGGGAGGAAGGAGCCUCCCGAUUUAAGACUAGCAGUCUCGCGCGCAGGUUGCAAUACUCCCCUCAAGUCCGGUUCCAAAAUUCUCAUGUGGGCGUUUCAAUCUCCCCGAACAUUCCAACUCCCUCUCCUGCCAAAACAGUCAUUCCAAACUCCUCUCUCUUCAAAGCACUCCUCUGUUUCUUUACAGAGUUCUAACAUUAACCAGAUAGUUCAAUCAUUAUGCAGACAAGGCAACCUCAAGCAAGCUCUUCAAAUACUUCCCAAUGAACCCAACCCCACCCAACACACGUACGAGCUUUUAAUCCUCUCUUGCUCGCGUCGUAAGUCUCUCUCGGAUGCCAUUACGGUACACCGUCAAAUUGUCGACGAUGGGUUUGAUCAAGACCCUUUCCUCGCUACCAAACUCAUUAAUAUGUACUCGGACCUGGACUCCAUCGAGAAUGCCCGAUAUGUGUUCGAUAAAACCCAUAACAAAACGAUAUUUGUGUGGAACGCAAUUAUUAGGGCGCUUGCAUUAGCGGGUCAGGGAGAUGAGGCUCUCUCUCUCUACUAUUGGAUGAACCAAAUUGGCGUUCCUUCGGAUCGGUUCACUUACCCUUACGUACUAAAGGCUUGUGUCACUUCGUCGCUCCCUGUUUCUCUUCUCCGGAGGGUCCAAGAAAUUCAUGCCCACAUUGUACGACAUGGGCUUGAAUCUCACGUUCAUGUUGCGACUACGUUGGUAGAUGCUUAUGCGAAAUUUGGGUGUGUGUCUUAUGCGUGUCGUGUGUUUGAUGAAAUGCCAGAGAGAAAUGUAGUUUCUUGGAGUGCCAUGAUUGCAUGCUAUGCAAAGAAUGGGAGAUCUUUUGAGGCGUUGGACCUAUUUCAUGAAAUGAUGACCAGAACCCAUGAUGCAAUUCCCAAUUCAGUGACAAUGGUUAGUGUGCUUCAAGCUUGUGCAUCUAUUGCUUCUUUGGGACAAGGGAAGUUGAUGCACGGAUAUGUCCUAAGAAGAGGUCUUGAUUCUAUCCUGACAGUUAUCAAUGCGUUGGUGUCAAUGUAUGCGAAAUGCGGUAGUCUAAAGAUUGGCCGUCACAUCUUUGAUAGGAUGGGAAAGAGGGAUGUUGUAUCUUGGAAUUCUAUGAUCUCAGGAUAUGGGAUUCAUGGGUAUGGUGAGGAAGCAAUUCAGGUUUUCAACCAGAUGAUCACUACUGGGAUCUCACCAAAUUCCAUUACAUUUGUCAGUGUGUUGGGAGCUUGCAGUCAUGUUGGGCUUGUCAAUGAGGGGAAGAGAUUGUUCCAGUCUAUGAUUCAAGAAUAUAGAAUUUUUCCUAGUGCAGAGCAUUAUGCUUGCAUGGUGGAUAUUCUAGGCCGUGCUGGUCACUUGGACGAAGCUGCCAAAGUGGUAGAAGAUAUGCGGAUUGAACCGGGUCCCACAGUGUGGGGUUCUCUCCUUGGUGCAUGUAGGAUUCACUGCAAUGUUGAACUUGCAGAGAGAGCAUGUCUUCGGCUCUUUGAGCUUGAGCCCAAGAAUGCAGGGAACUAUGUACUUUUGGCAGAUAUCUAUGCAGAAGCUAAGAUGUGGGAGGAGAUGAAUAAAGUGAAGAAGCUUUUAGAAGCCAAGGGGCUGCAAAAAGUUCCAGGUUGCAGUUGGAUCGAAAUUAAGAAGAAAAUCUAUGCAUUCAUGUCUGUUGAUGAGUUGAACCCGCAAAUUGAACAGCUGCAUGCUUUGCUGGUCCAAUUAUCAGCAGAGAUGAAGGAUAGGGGUUAUAUUCCAGACACCAAGGUUGUCCUCUAUGAGCUUGAUCAAACAGAGAAAGAGCAAAUCAUAUUGGGCCAUAGUGAGAAAUUGGCAGUUGCCUUUGGGCUUAUCAAUAGCAACUAUGGUGAAACCAUCCGGAUAACCAAGAACCUGAGGUUGUGUGAAGAUUGUCAUUCUGUGACAAAGUUCAUUUCCAAGUUUGCAAAUAGAGAAAUUCUUGUUAGGGAUGUUAACCGCUUCCACCAUUUCAAAGAUGGGGUUUGUUCAUGUGGGGAUUACUGGUAAACUCACAUAAGGUUUAGUCCUAUAUGGUUUGAGCCUAAAUUGGGGAAAAGAUGCGUUUAAGGCCUUAUUUGUCAGUGCCACUACUACUAAAGAAUAGAUAAAUAUGCAUGAUUCUCAUAAAGUACUUGGAAGGCUUUGAUGGACCCAUCUUGGGAGGAUAGGCAUAUUUUGAAGGAAGAAAAGAGGAUAUUCAUGGUACAAACAUUUCAUAAGUUCAUUAGUGGGGAAACUGCACCCUUGAAGGAGGGAAAGAUUUGGGGAUCCCAUAUCUCCUUACAAUGGAAAUUCGCAUGUGGUAGGUUACUCUUGGGAAUAUUUUCAUGGUAGAUAAGGUAAAAAUGUGUAAUAUCAGAUUGGUAGUUCAAUGUGCUCUAUUCAGGUCAAGGGGAGAAGAUUGCAUGCAUGUGUUUGUUGAAUCUUGCGGUUCUUUUUCUUCAUCUUCAAGGUUUAUUAGUAGUUCUCUCAUCACCUCUUCAGAUAAUUUACCAUUAGCCAGGAUAAAAUUAAAGGAGAAAGGAUUAAUUCCAUGGAAGAUUACCCCUUUGUUGUUGCCUGGGGUUUAUAGAAGAAGAAAAAAAAAAACUGGAGGAUCUUUCAGGAUAGGUCAAGACCCAUUAACAGAAAGUGAAGAGACAGAGAUAUUACUGCUUUCGUUUUCUUUUUGUUUUUUAGUGGAAUGGUCAACAUGGUAAUUUUGUAUCAAAUGUGUAUAUCCUUCUUUCUUGGAUCCAUGACUUCAAUGGUGGAUCUGUAUGCAAAUUCUCUGUAAUGCUUUAACUUUUUAUGUACUUAAUAUAAUUUCUUAA
Nelumbo nucifera (sacred lotus) is the source of this 2915-nucleotide messenger RNA. It is a transcript of the gene CRR2, whose product is annotated as Tetratricopeptide repeat (TPR)-like superfamily protein. The record is from RefSeq and is a predicted model, not a curated record. Gene Ontology annotation, biological process: RNA modification. Lineage: Eukaryota; Viridiplantae; Streptophyta; Magnoliopsida; Proteales; Nelumbonaceae. Gene Ontology annotation, molecular function: zinc ion binding; protein binding; RNA binding.